AUUUCUCUUUCCAUAAAAAAAAAAAAUCGUAGCAUUAGAACGGGGUGUGUCGACUUUUUAUAUUCAUUGUACAUGUAAAACGUGAUUUCAUGCAUUUAAUUAGCUACACAGAAAGUCAAACGUGAAACUAUAAUCAUUCAAUUCAAUUGUUUAUUUCAAACUCAAAGCUUCUUAAAUCAUCAAGCAUCAAAUUAGGAAAAGUAAUACAAUUGUAGUUGCACAUUGCAAAGAAUUACGCAACCAGUUAUGAUGUGACAGCAUCUUAUAAACGAGGAUGUAAAAUAACAUGACGUAGUUAUGUUGCGUACAUUGAAUAUCUAAAAUUCAAGUUGAUUCAUUUUUUGAAUUAGGUGGAUUGUUAAAAAUAUAUUUUUUAAUUAAGGCGAGUCAUGAUGAUGUUAAUGGUUAAUGCCUUUUACUGUGAUAUUGGAUCAACUUAAUUUAUGUAUUACUAUUAAUAUUUCAAAAACCAACCUAGCCGUGUGGUCGGCUCGGUAACGAGCUCUCUAGUUCCGUCUAUGUUUUUGUGUUUUUUUGUUGGUCUUUGGAGACAUUCCGCGACUUACUUACACAGGGGAAGACUUGCUAAACCUCAGGGAGUCGCCUGCAGACUUUCUUUCACCGACUGCAACAAAUGAUUUCUCGUAGUUACUCACCAGUGGAGUGGCUGCGAUCUACGGCGCAUGGAGGCGACGCCACAGGGGGAAGUGAGCCGGCGUGCAGGUCAAGCUCCGGAAGAGACUAUUGCGAAUGCCGCUCCCAUCGCUUCACCUCACAAAUCUACCCAACAAAAUGGGCGAGCUGCAUCUUCUCACAAAGACCAGUAAAGACUUAGGACGUUCCGCCGCCCUGGGCUUCACGGAGACACGGCUGUGUGAACACGUCCCCGAAGGUGCCCUACUGCUUCCGGGCUUCCAACUUCACCGGGCGGACCGCUUCCCGGAGCUAUCGGGGAAAACAAAAGAAAAGAAAACACAACAGGCCUAACAUCUGUGGUCACGCAGGCCUUUGAACACCUCGUGCUGGACCACCUCAAGAGCAUCACAGGUCCCCUUCUGGACCCCCUUCAGUUUGCCCACCGAGCAAACAGGUCUGCGGACGACGCAGUCAACAUAGGGCUGCACUUCAUCCUAGAACACCUCGACGGUGCAGGGACCUACGCGAAUAUCCUGUUUGUGGACUUCAGCUCUACGUUCGACACAAUCAUCCCAGAACUCCUCUCCUCCAAGCUUCUCCAGCUCAACAUCUCGCCUGCCAUCUGCCGGUGGAUUUACAGCUUCCUGACGGGCAGGACACAGCAGGUGAGGCUGGGGGACACCAGCUGCGGUGCGGCCGACACAACCCGGAGCUGAACACGCUCAAGACUGUAGAGAUGAUCGUGGACUUCAGGAGGCAUCCUUCGCCACAGCUGCCCCUCACGUUGUCCAGCUGCUUUGUGUCAACUGUCGAGACCUUAAAGUUCCUGGGAAUUACAGUCUCUCAGGACCUGAAGUGGGAGUUCAACAUCAACUGCGUCCUCAAAAAGGCCCAGCAGAGGAUGUACUCCCUGCGGCUUCUGAGGCAAAACGGCCUUCCACGGGAGCUGCUGAGGCGGUUCUACACAGCGGUCAUCGAGUCGGUCAUGUGUUCUUCCAUCACAGUCUGGUUUGGAACUGCUACAACUGCAACGGACAAUCGGGACUGCCGGAAAAAAUCGUCGGUACCCCUCUACCCGCCCUUGAGGACUUGCACGCUGCCAGAACUAAGACAGGAGUUUGCAAAAUCCUCUUGGAGCCUCCGCAUCCUGGUCAGCGCACCUUCCAGCUCCUUCCCUCAGAUCAUCGCCUUCACCGUGGCAGACCAAGGUUUAAGACCCCGACCGGACCAUCCGCUAACAUCCCCCGGACUCACGGCUGUGGUGUCCUUGAGCAAGACCCCGAUACCCCGAACUUGUCCCCGGGCGCUUCAACAGUCCCCUCCGCCAGUGUGUUCCACUAACAAGUGUGUGUGUUCACUGUGAUGGGUAAAAUGGAAAGAACAAAUUUUGUGUGCAUUCAUGACAAUAAAGGUGGUGGAUUCUUACUUUGACAGCGAAGCUCAACUGGGAGGGGCAAUAAACAGCUGGAAGCCUCUUUUUUUUAACUAUCUGCCAAACUACUCCGUCUUAUCUCAAGGCACCACUGGAUCGGGUUUUAUAGCAAAACUAAAGCCUUCUCGAUACGACAUCCGCGUAAAUCUGUCCUUCUUGAAGCAUAUACAGGAAUUUAUCUUCUGUUGAAUGGUCAGAAUCUUCCUCUGGCACUUAGGCGGAAGCCUUUGAAGAUGCAGGAUGCUUGGGAGCCGCUUUGCACCUUAAAUCAAACUAAAAGUGUCGUAUAUCCGAAAUUGCGUGAUGUAACCACCCGCCAAUCAGAGCCCAAGAGAAUAAAGUCCCACAAAACUGCUUCAUUGUUCAUUGUUUUGUAUAC
Molecule: messenger RNA, 2447 nt
Organism: Phyllopteryx taeniolatus (common seadragon)
Lineage: Eukaryota; Metazoa; Chordata; Actinopteri; Syngnathiformes; Syngnathidae
Exons: 2
Coding region: 1373-1999 (208 amino acids)
Molecular function (GO): 2-oxoglutarate-dependent dioxygenase activity; methyltransferase activity
Source: RefSeq, a predicted model, not a curated record